AUGGCCGCUGCCCGGAGCUGCCUCGCUCUGCUGCUCCUGUCCACCUGCGUGGCUUUGCUGCUGCAGCCACCGCUGGGAGCCCGGGGGGCCCCGCUGGAGCCAGUGUACCCAGGGGACAAUGCCACGCCGGAGCAGAUGGCCCAGUAUGCAGCGGAGCUCCGCAGAUACAUCAACAUGCUGACUAGGCCCAGGUACGGGAAGAGAGACAAGGAAGACAAGCCGGACUCCCUGGAGUGGGCGCCCCCCCACGCAGCUGCCCCCAGGUAG
Condylura cristata (star-nosed mole) is the source of this 267-nucleotide messenger RNA. RefSeq names its product pancreatic polypeptide (gene PPY). The record is from RefSeq and is a predicted model, not a curated record. Gene Ontology annotation, cellular component: extracellular region. Lineage: Eukaryota; Metazoa; Chordata; Mammalia; Eulipotyphla; Talpidae. Gene Ontology annotation, molecular function: neuropeptide hormone activity; neuropeptide Y receptor binding. The transcript has 2 exons. Gene Ontology annotation, biological process: feeding behavior; neuropeptide signaling pathway. Bases 1 to 267 code for a protein of 88 amino acids.